Messenger RNA from Marasmius oreades (fairy-ring Marasmius), 2678 nucleotides. It is a transcript of the gene SEY1, whose product is annotated as Dynamin-like GTPase that mediates homotypic ER fusion. Gene Ontology annotation, biological process: endoplasmic reticulum membrane fusion. Gene Ontology annotation, molecular function: GTPase activity; GTP binding. The transcript is spliced from 10 exons. Gene Ontology annotation, cellular component: endoplasmic reticulum. The record is from RefSeq and is a predicted model, not a curated record. The coding region runs from base 129 to 2498 and encodes 789 amino acids. Lineage: Eukaryota; Fungi; Basidiomycota; Agaricomycetes; Agaricales; Marasmiaceae.
UGUGCGUUGCGCCCACUUUCGUCCUUCCCAAUCCAGUUUUCCGUCAGACCCCUCUAUACCCUCUACCUAUUCUGCGUACCCUAAUACUACCCCCCAUAUCUCAACACCAUUCUGUCUAAUUCAAGGAGAUGGCGGCAGAACUCAAACAAAAUCACGUCGGAAGGCCACAAGUGAAUGGAGACCACUCUACGUCAGAGCGUAUCCAAAUUGUCGACGAAGAGAAGAAAUUCACACCUGACCUUACAACUCAAAUUGAAAAAUGGGGUUUGCGAGACGCUGGUUUCUCGUAUGAUAUAGUCGCUGUGUUUGGUUCGCAGUCGACUGGAAAGAGUACUCUACUUAAUCGACUAUUCGGCACGAACUUUGAUGUCAUGGACGAAACAAAACGACAGCAAACUACCAAGGGUAUAUGGAUGUGUCGAGGAAAGAAUAUGAAUGUUAUGGUCAUGGACGUGGAAGGAACGGAUGGUAGGGAACGGGGUGAAGACCAGGAUUUCGAAAGGAAAUCGGCGUUAUUCUCUCUCGCAUCUUCGGAAGUCCUUCUUAUCAACCUUUGGGAGCAUCAAGUUGGAUUGUAUCAAGGUGCCAAUAUGGGGUUACUCAAAACAGUUCUUGAAGUUAACCUCGGCCUCUUUGGAAAGAAGACGCAAGACGGCACAAGUGGCCGCACCUUACUUCUUUUCGUCAUCCGUGACCACAUAGGCCAAACACCUCUUGCCAAUCUCCAAAAUACUCUUACCGUAGAUAUUCAAAGAAUCUGGGAGUCCUUAUCCAAACCCAAGGACUUACAAGAUUCCCGAAUGGCCGACUACUUCGAUCUCGCAUUCACCGCCCUACCUCACAAAAUCCUCUCUGCAGAUGCUUUUGAAUCGGAAGUCAAAAGACUACGAAACCGUUUCGUCGACAAGCAAGACCCGGAAUAUGUGUUCAAGCCUGCGUACCACAAGCGUAUUCCCGCAGACGGUGUUGCAUUCUAUAUGGAGAACAUCUGGGAGCAAGUGCAGAGCAAUAAAGACCUCGAUUUGCCGACGCAACAAGAAUUGCUAGCACAGUUCCGUUGCGACGAAAUCUCGGCGGUGGCUUUGGCAGAGUUCAAUGAACAGGCUAAAUCCCAGAAACGGCCGAUUGAAGCCGGCAAAGUGGUUGAUGGUGUUGGUGAGAUGAUGAGGAGUUGGAGGAAGAUGGCUUUGGAACGCUAUGACAGGGAUGCUUCUCGAUACCACCAAGGGGUAUACAAACGCAAGAGGACUGAUCUUCUUGCUGCUAUUGACGCGAUCCUGUCGCCGCUUUUCCUUGGGCAGCUGAAAAAUCUCCACAAGUUAUGUCUUAGCACGUUUAAGAAGGAUAUUCUUGACGGCCUCAAAGGAGAUGAUUAUGACUUUGCGGAGGUUGUCGGCAAGGCGAGGACCAAAUGUGAGAAGCGGUUUACGGAGGGCGCAAAAGAGGCUGUCGUUGAUCCUGAAUCCACGCAAUGGAGUUGGGAAGAUGAGCUUGAGCUGUUGAAGGAGGAAGUGAAAAUUGUUGGUGACCAAUGCCGAAAGGACGAAACCAAGAAGAUGGUCAACACCAUUGAGCGUAACUUCAAGAAACAGAUAUCGGAGCCUGUGGAGAUGGCUUUGCAUAAGGCCUCUCCGAAUAUGUGGGAUACAAUUUUAAUCGCAUUCAAGGAAACGUUGGAUAAGACAGAAUCGUCUUAUUUGUCGAAAGCACGAAGUUUCAACUGCACCGAAGAGGAGAACACUCUAGCUUUAGCUACCCUGCGCCGUCGGACAUGGCAGGCGUUACGAUCCAAGAUUGACGAACAGACUGCCGAAGCGGUCAUCUUGGGCAAAUUACGGGGACAUUUCGAGGAGCGAUUCCGCUACGAUGAACAAGGUGUUCCAAGGGUAUGGCAGCCUGGUGAUGAUAUCGAUGGAGCAUUCAAGAAGGCCAAAGACGAUACCCUCGACCUCAUACCCCUUUACUCAAAGAUCAAGCCGGUCAAUUUAUCUGUCGAAUACACUCUCCCUGACGACGCUAUUGCUGCCAGUGCCGAUACCUCAGGGAGCUCGGAAGAAUACGACUUUAACGCUUCGUUAACGGUGCUCUCGGAGACCAGGACGCUUGACAUAACAAACAAGUUCCGCAAAGACGCCGACGCCUACUAUGUCGAAGCCAAGAGAAGUACCGUUUCCAGUAUCGCCCACAUUCCGCUUUGGAUGUACGGUGUGCUGGUAGUUUUGGGAUGGAACGAAGCGAUGAUGUUGUUGUUUAACCCGAUUUAUUUCGUAAUGUUGGUGGGACUUGCUGGUGCUGCUUAUGUCGUGCUCCAGCUCGGCUUAGCGGGUCCUCUGAUCCAGGUUGGACGGACUGUGGCCAAUGAGGUACAAAGGCAAGCUACAGAUCGGAUGCGGGAACAUUUUAGAGAGCCUGUUCCUGCACAAGCAACGCGUGUGCGGUCAGCUGAUGAUGACGAUGAGUAUGAGCUACGAAGUAGGCGGGGUACAACGCCAAUUUAGCGUCGAUGAACUAGACGUUUAUCCGUGUCACCCAUAUAUUUACUCUUUCCCUGUCCUUGGCAAUUGUCGGUUCUGGAUUUAUUCACUCAUACCUGAGAAAUAGCUGCAAGUACAGUAAUUCAAUGGAUUUCAUAGACUGUCCUUCUGGUCAAAUGGGCUCAAAGCGGAUUAUGAGACUGA